This is a messenger RNA of Macrosiphum euphorbiae (potato aphid), 1974 nucleotides long. NCBI's taxonomy places the organism in Eukaryota, Metazoa, Arthropoda, Insecta, Hemiptera, Aphididae. The record is from the annotation of a GenBank genome assembly.
AUGGCGAAAAAACAUUGUUAUCGUGAUAUAAUGGAUAUGAUUGGCGAUGGUAUGGAUUCAGAGUUGUCAGGGUUAUCCGAUGAUGAUGAUGAUGAUGAUAUUGAUGAAGAUGGUGUUUUUCCUCGUUCGGAACUAGAUAAAAUACUAAAAGAAAUUGAAGAAGCAGAAUUAAGUGUAUUUAAGCCAAUUGAAGAAUCUGAUGAUGAUCUUUUUAUUGAAGCCAAUGAACCAUCUAGUACAAAUUCUGUAUCACAACCAAGUACUACAUUAUUUUCUGAAGAAGACAAAUCUUUUAAUGAUGAAUUUACUCAACAGUUCAAGAGAUCACCUGCUCUACAGUUUACACCACGAUGCAUACCUAAUGAUCAAACGCCAACGGUAAAUCUACCAUUUGUACAAAAUACAGAUAUUCAAUGGACUAACAAACCAUUUAUGUCUAAACCUUUAAACGUUCAAGCAUUAGUUCCAGAAAUAUCAACAACUCAUCAAACUUUAUCUCCUAUAGAAUAUUUUAUGAAUUAUUUUCCUGAGGUAGAAUUUGAAAAUAUGGCAAAAUAUACUAAUCUGAAUGCUAAGGAAAAAUGUAUUGAAAAUUAUGUAGAUACUACACCAGGAGAAAUAAAAGUGUUUGUCGGAAUACACUUAAUUAUUGGUUGUUUUAAAAACCCUUGCUUUCAUUUGUAUUGGAAGGAUAACUUCAGAAUAAAUGGAAUUGCUGAUAAUAUGUCAUUAGAUCGUUUUCUUAUUUUAAGAUCAUGUUUUCAUGUCAUUGACAAUAACAACAUUCCGACUAAUAACGUAGAUACAUUUAUAACAAUUAGACCAUUAUAUAAUUCUUUUUUAAAUCAAUGUAAAAAAUUGCCAGUGGAAACUAAUUUAGCUGCUGGUAAACAAAAGAUUGUCUUUAAUGGAGAGCUAGAUGAAUUAUAUUACAAUAUGGAAGAUAAACCCUGUCCAUGGGGUAUUAAAACAUUUAUACUUUGCUCACAGAAUGGAAUAGUGUACAACAUGAUUUUAUAUCAGGAAAAUAUGAUUGAAUUGAAUCCUGAAAUACAAAACAAAUAUGGCCUAGGUGGUUCUGUUGUACUAAAAUUAGUAGAACAUUUAGAAAUGGAUAAACAUAUUUUAUUUUUUGACCAUUUUUUUGGAUCAUACAAUUUAUUUAUGUCACUUGAUUACUUAGGAAUUAAAGCAGCAGGGCUUGUUAACAUAAAUAGUUUUGCAAAACCCCCCAUAUUAAGUAAUAGAGAACUUAAAAAGUUAGGAAGAGGAGCUUCUUAUGAAGUAAGCUCAACCGAUGAAAAAAUUGGCGUCAUCAAAUGGUUUGAUAAGAAAACGAUAACUCUUGCUUCAAAUUUUAUAACUUCAGGGCAGUCAGAUAAAAUUGAACGUUACGACAGAAAAAAAAAAUCUUAUAUUGAAGUAAGUCGUCCAGAAAUUGUGAAAUUAUACAAUGAUACUAUAAGAGGUGUAUUUAUAAAUGAUCACCUAACUAGUAUUUAUAGGGUAUUUUUAAAAUCUCAAGAAUGGACCUUACAUAUGCUUUUUCACUUUUUUGACAUGGGUAUUUGCAAUUCUUGGUUGGAAUAUACAAACGAUGCUCAAGCUACUAAUUUACCAAAAAAAAAUACCAUGGACUUAUUUUCAUUUAAGCAAAAAUUAGCUGAAACACUUAUAACUGUAGGGAACGCUGAAAUUGCACCAAGGAAAUUUGAAAGUCCAAUAUUAUCCCCUAAACCUACUAUACAACCAAAAUAUGUAUCAACAAAUUGUGAAGAUGAUAGUUCAAACUCUCCUGAUGAACUACGCUAUGAUCAUAUAAAUCACUUACCUGAAUUUGAUGAUUUGAAAGAUGCAACCUUAUGUAAAAACGAGGGAUGUUCAAAGAAAUCUCAUACUACUUGCACAAAGUGCAAUGUACAUUUGUGUAUGACAAAAAAAAGGAAUUGUUUUUAUGAAUAUCACCAUCAAUAA